This is a messenger RNA of Hordeum vulgare subsp. vulgare (domesticated barley), 4136 nucleotides long. RefSeq lists its product as uncharacterized. The record is from RefSeq and is a predicted model, not a curated record. Bases 266 to 3826 code for a protein of 1186 amino acids. NCBI's taxonomy places the organism in Eukaryota, Viridiplantae, Streptophyta, Magnoliopsida, Poales, Poaceae. Gene Ontology annotation, molecular function: cysteine-type deubiquitinase activity. The transcript has 3 exons. Gene Ontology annotation, biological process: protein deubiquitination.
UGACAACCCUUCCCAUUGGUAGCUGAAACACCAUCACCCGACUCCAAGCUUUGGCUGGAACAUAAGAUUUGGGCACUACCCUCUUUGUUUAGGCUUUGGAUAUUUUGUGGAAAGCUAGGAGGACUAAAUAAGCUAGUCCGCUCUUUCUACAACCACAUUUGUCCAAAGUCCAUUUUCUUGAAGUCUUUGGUUGUGAAUAUCUUUGACGCAUUGAUCUUGCAGGAUCGGGUAGAAUCAGAACGAGCGCAGGCAAGCUGGGCAAACCAUGGGUGUCCAAGAAUUCCGUGAUGUUGUGUCAUCCCUAUUCGUCAUGCUGAACAAGGAUACAUACGUCCUGUUUCGGAUCGAGUUUCUUGUGGUCCUGGUCACAGUCAUGUUCUUUGUGAUGUUUAUCAUGGACGUCUUCCGCCGCACCAUCCACAACACAAAGUUAGCAGCUAUCUUUAGCAUCUUGGAUGCCAUCUCUGACGCCAUUGUCAUAUACCUGCUGGGGGCCAUGCGAGCAAUGAAGUUCAAAAAUCAGUUGUUCCCGGUUUGGGGCCUUGUGCUUGUUAGUUUUCGUUACAAUAUCGAUUUCAUUUCUGGCUAUGGUGUUCAUGACCACCAUGGGCGACGUUUCAUGGAGUGGAGGAACGUGGUGAAACUUCUGGGAUCAGCCUUUUUGAAUUUGUCGCUCAACUCAAGGGUCGCGGUUCCACUCUGGUUGCUUUUGGCUCUGCAGAUACUCAGGAGCGGGUACAGAUUCUAUGCGCAUAGUCUGACAGUCCGUUCUGUCUGGCAUGGCAAGAGUUCAGAGGUUGUUACAGAGCACAUGCGUGCCUGGAAACCUGAGGAGUGCGACCCAAAGAGUAUGCUAGGAUACAAAUACUUGGUCUAUGGAGAAACCCAACAGAGCAUCAAAUUUGAGAAGCCUCGGUAUGUCAUGCACAUCGAUACUGCCCAGAAUGUCCAGCAAGCUAGGCGUGGUCAUCGUCAGCGUCAAGAGAGAUUAACGCUGGUCACCCUAGAAAAGAUCUGGGGAUGCAGCAAUGCCCUGUUAUGCAAGGACAACAAUCAGGAGAAUGACUUGCAGGAUCUCUGCCUAGCCUUCGCCUUGUCCAGACUGCUUCGGUGUAGGCUGGAGGAUGUGACGUUGCCAGAAGAAAUCUUCGCCAUCAACCGAAAGCUAGUUAAGGCUCAGAUCCUCAAGGAGAACACUAGCCUCAAGGAUAACACUGACCGCGCGUUCAGGAUCAUGGAGCUGCAACUUUCCUUCGUAAACGACUACUUCAACACCCGCUACCCUAUGGUCUUCUGGCAUGGGUUCCCUUCUCUUUUCUCAAAUCUGCUUCUCUCCACGGUCAACUUCGGUGUUGUCUGCUGGCUUGCUGUGGACAUCCGUAAGGUCUAUAAGCCCCUGAAGAAUGAUCAGGCUCGUGUGGUGCAUGGGUUCAAUGUUGACGUGAUCAUCACCUGGGUAUUCUUGUUUUUUAUGCUGUUCAAAGAGAUCUGGGAGAUGGUCAGCUACUUAGUCUCAAACUGGACUAGUUUACUCCUUGUCUGCAGCUAUGCACAGCAGAAGAAAGAGAACAAGUGUAUGGAGCGCAUAAUACCAUCCUUUUUCAGAUCUAGGAUAACUAGUAAGCAAUGGCAUGGACAUAUUGACCAGUAUGUCUUCUUGGAGUCAUACGAUGACAGACCAAGAUUUUGGAAUUUUCUCCACUACAUAACCACAGGAAUGGUUCCAAAGAAGGACGAUGGAGCAACACUCCACAGUGCCAUUGAUGUGCCGGGAUGUGUCAGGCUAGCAGUACUAGAAAAGCUUCGUGCAAGCCUAGAGCAGCUCAGCUCUCCUGACAAUCCUAACAGAACUCAUGAGGAGCAAGGUCAGCUUCAGCCCAAGGUCAUCACAUUAACAUCACUGCCGGAAGCUGACGGUAAGCAAACGAAGCGGUACGAUUGGGCCUGCUAUAAAUUGCCCACAUGCUCACAUGUAAUUCUGGUGUGGCACAUUGCAACCAGCCUCUGCGAGAUGAAGAUUGCUAAAGACCACAAGGUCGACCUAAGCAAACAUGGGUUCCUGAGCUCACUCUUGUCAUACUUUACAAGUUUCUGCUCAUCGAAACCAUAUCUUGUUGAUGUGGACGACAAGACGAAACAGAAGUUGUAUGACAAGCUCCAGCAAAUGUAUGUCACCGCGAAUAGCUUGUCGCGGUACUGUGCAUAUCUGCUAGUUUCAAAGCCUGACCUGAUCCCUGACAGCUUUUACGUACCCAACAUGGUCUUACAAGAAACCGUGACACGCGCCCGUGAUGAUAUUCUUAAAAGCUGCGACUCAUUACAAAGCAGGUAUGACAAACUGAUGGAAGAAGCAGGGAAGGCCAUCCAAGAUUUUGAUGCUGUCAUGAAGAGUGAAGAUGUUGUGCGACUGGGUGCAAAGCUGGGCAAGGAACUGAUUGAUCUAGAGUCUCAAGAAGAAUGCUGGGAGAUCCUGUCCGGGGUAUGGGCAGAGUUACUAGUGCACAUUGCCCCAACAUGGAACGCGGAGGUACACAAGAUGUGCCUCAAGUCGGGAGGGGAAUUCAUAACCCAUAUCUGGGCAUUGCUAUGGCAUUGUGGAAUAGACAAGAGCAAAUUAUGGCCAGUUGAAGAUGUGUAUGACAAUGUGAGGGUCAGAGGAAUGCGGAAUUACGGGAACACAUGUUACUUCAAUGCAGUGUUGCAGAGUCUCCUUGCACUUGAUAAGCUGCGUGCAAGGAUGUUACGACCGAAUGCUCUCAUAGGGAAUCUUGGUCAGGAACUGCGGACUCUGUUCAACAUGACAACCAAUACCAAUUACGCAAGAGAUGCGCUGGCGCCAGAGAAGCUCUUCUCACAUAUGUGCUCAAGGAAUGCAGAUUUCAGACCUGGCAUGAUGGAAGACAGCAAUAACAUGCUUGGUUCCUUGCUAGAUGGGUUGAAUAGUGACGAACCUACAAUGGUUGAGUCUCUCUUUCGUAGCCAGGUCGUUAAACAUGUCUCCAGCAAAACAUGUGAGCACACAUCAGUUAGUGCCGAGAACCUUGAUCUCAGUCUGGCAAUACCACCAAAGAAGCAUGCAUCAAUCGAGGAUUGUUUGGAUUUAUAUUCCACAGGGGUGAUCAAUGAUUGGCACUGUAUGGACUGUUCUGAUGCUGCUGCUUCUGGAAAUGCAUCUUUGAACCAAGAAGAUACAGCAGACUAUGAUGGCCAACUUGAACAGUCGGAGAACAAAACAUACGAAAAGGGGGAAUCCAGCCAUCAAGCUGACAAACAAACAAGAACACCGAAUGUGAACAGCGGAAAGCUACCUAUGCUUGAUGGCAACUCAAAUCAAAUGGAAGAGAGCAAUAAAAAACAGAAAGAGGAAGAGAAGAUAUACAGAGCUGCAAGAGUAAAAUAUCGCAUUAGCAACGCUGCACCUAUACUAACAAUUCAGCUGAAGAGAUUCGGCUAUUCCCACCCUGAAAAUCCAGACAAGUUGGAAGAACAUGUGAGCUUUCAGGAUACACUUGAUAUAACAAAGUUUAUGGACCCAGGGCAUCUGGAGGACGACGAGUACAAAUAUCGUCUGGUUGCUGUCAUUGUACACAGUGGAACAACCUUGCGUGAAGGACACAAUUUUGCUUAUGUGAGAACAAGCCAGAUUGGAUGCCAGGAGCAGGAGAGCCGUGGCACUCCCACAUGGUUCCAUGCAAGCGACGAGAGCAUCACAGAAGUAUCAUUAGAAGAGGUACUGGAGUGUCAGGCAUACAUUCUUUUCUACGAAAGAGUUGAACAGGCAAAGGACAUGUCAGUUCUAGAAGAGCAUCUGCCGACCGACCAUUGAUCCAGAGAAGGAUCGACAGGGUAGAAGAUGGAUGAGAAGGGAAAACACAGUUUGGUUAAUUUUGUGGAGUGGAGUGAUCCCAUCGUGGGAAGGUCUUGAAGUUCGGAUGAAGAGCUCGCUCGAACCGUUGCUUUGACUUUGAUUUUCGCUAUUCAAUUUGGUUGUAAUGAAAUAAUUAUAUCCAUUUGCAAAAUGUGUUUGUAUUUAUCUAUGCACUGUUUCCCUCACCCGAAAUUGCAAUCAGAAACUUGAUGUCUUAACUCCAAAUUUGAGCUUUGUAUCGUCUCGUUUGAGAAGCAUAAUUCAGAAU